This is a messenger RNA of Elgaria multicarinata webbii, 2344 nucleotides long. It is a transcript of the gene SLC9A8, whose product is annotated as solute carrier family 9 member A8. Gene Ontology annotation, cellular component: membrane. NCBI's taxonomy places the organism in Eukaryota, Metazoa, Chordata, Lepidosauria, Squamata, Anguidae. Bases 61 to 1791 code for a protein of 576 amino acids. The transcript has 16 exons. Gene Ontology annotation, biological process: sodium ion transport; proton transmembrane transport; regulation of intracellular pH. The record is from RefSeq and is a predicted model, not a curated record. Gene Ontology annotation, molecular function: potassium:proton antiporter activity; sodium:proton antiporter activity.
AGGGGAAAAGAAAUCUUUCUUUUUUUCGGUUAAGAUCCGGAGGGAGAGGAAGGAGAGAAAAUGGCGCAAACAGAGUUCCCAAAUGCUACCCAUGAUGUGUUCAACGCCACCCUUCACACCACACUGGCCCUCAUCACAAAACUGGUGCUUCCUACACCUGCCAAACCCAUCCUUCCAGUGCAAACUGGGGUGCAAGCUCAACAAGAGGAGCAGUCAAGCGGCAUGACUAUAUUCUUUAGUCUUCUUGUGUUAGGUAUCUGCAUCAUAUUGGUGCAUUUAUUGAUAAGAUACAGACUGCAUUUCUUGCCAGAGAGUGUUGCUGUUGUUUCGUUAGGUAUCCUCAUGGGAGCAUUUAUAAAAAUUAUAGAAUCUCAAAAGCUAGCCAACUGGAAGGAAGAAGAAAUGUUUCGUCCCAAUAUGUUUUUUCUUCUUUUACUGCCACCAAUUAUAUUUGAAUCUGGGUAUUCGUUACAUAAGGGGAACUUCUUCCAGAACAUAGGCUCCAUCACCCUGUUUUCUGUGAUUGGGACCGCCAUUUCAGCUUUCAUUGUCGGCGGAGGAAUUUACUUUCUGGGUCAGGCUGAUGUAAUUUAUAAACUCAAUAUGACUGACAGCUUUGCCUUUGGUUCCUUGAUCUCGGCCGUGGAUCCUGUAGCUACGAUUGCCAUCUUUAAUGCCCUUAACGUGGAUCCUGUGCUUAACAUGUUGGUCUUUGGGGAGAGUAUUCUCAAUGAUGCCGUCUCGAUUGUCCUGACAAACACUGCAGAAGGUUUGACGAGAGAACCUACGUCAGACGUAAGUGGAUGGCAAACCUUUGUACAGGCACUGGGUUACUUUCUGAAGAUGUUCUUUGGAUCUGCAGCACUGGGGACUCUGACCGGCCUUAUUUCUGCAUUAGUGUUGAAGCAUAUUGAUUUACGGAAAACCCCUUCUCUGGAGUUUGGAAUGAUGAUUAUCUUUGCUUAUCUUCCCUAUGGACUUUCAGAAGGUAUUUCUCUCUCAGGUAUCAUGGCAAUCUUGUUCUCUGGCAUCGUGAUGUCUCACUACACCCAUCAUAACCUUUCUCCAGUGACACAGAUCCUAAUGCAGCAGACUCUGAGGACCGUGGCAUUCAUGUGUGAAACGUGUGUUUUUGCAUUUCUGGGUCUGUCGAUUUUUAGCUUUCCUCACAAGUUUGAAAUGUCCUUUGUCAUCUGGUGCAUAGUGCUUGUGCUUUUCGGCAGAGCUGUCAAUAUCUUCCCACUCUCCUACUUGCUCAAUUUCUUCCGCGAUCACAAGAUCACCCCCAAAAUGAUGUUCAUCAUGUGGUUUAGUGGUUUACGCGGGGCAAUACCUUACGCCUUGAGCCUCCAUUUGGGCUUGGAGCCGAUAGAGAAGCGGCAGCUUAUUGGCACCACCACGAUCAUCAUCGUCUUGUUCACAAUCUUAUUGCUGGGCGGAGGAACCAUGCCCUUAAUCAGGUUGAUCGACAUCGAGGACUCCAAAGCCCGGCGGAAGAACAAGAAGGACAUUAACCUCAGCAAGACGGAAAAAAUGGGUAAUACCAUUGAAUCUGAGCACUUGUCUGAACUCACAGAGGAAGAAUAUGAAGCCCACUACAUAAAGCGCCAGGACCUCAAAGGCUUUAUGUGGCUUGAUGUCAAAUACCUGAAUCCUUUCUUUACCAGACGGCUGACACAAGAGGACUUACACCAUGGACGCAUUCAGAUGAAGACCCUCACCAACAAAUGGUACGAGGAGGUGCGACAAGGACCCUCCGGAUCUGAAGAUGAUGAACAGGAGUUACUGUAACAGCAUGGCGUUGUAGCGCAUGCCGGUGGUGGCGCCAAAACUAGACUUAAAAGGGGGAAUCCGUGAAGACGAGCUCUCAGGUUGUGCUGAAUUCCCACAGGAUGUAUCUGGGAUCCACCUCGCUGCUUGGAGACUCCAAACAAAAAAGGUGCAACGUACUUUGAAGUGAAAGACUAUCUUCUAAUGCCAAAUUUCUGGAAGAGGUGCUGAAUCCUUGAAUGGCCAACACCGACUGCACUGGGAUCAUUCGACCACGAUUACGAUUUGUGUGUAAAUGUGUGUUAGAGAGAUUAAGUAGCGCAGCUUCAGAAAACUUUUGUUCACUUUAUUCUACCCUUUUUCAAUACACUGCCCUAGCAUUGGGAGUAAAUGAUGAGUAAUACUGUGAACUUGUGUCAAUGACGAGCAAGUAAAUUAUUAUUUUAGGUCUGUCUUUAAUUUGCUCUCUUGCCAUAUGAUGGACUCAGGGUGCAGAGGAAGAUCACCGCCAGGGGGCUGUUACUGUGCAUGGACCAAAGCACCAGAUUAAAGCCUCAUGGUCUCUGGUAUUCCA